AUGGACUCGCCUGGCUACCGAGUAGCUGGCUUGGCGCAAAAUUGCAAAUAUCGUGAUGUCUCCUAUUUCCUAGGAAAGAAAAGGGUUGUUCGCAAAGAUGAGCGCUGGUCGAUCUACUACUUUCCAAAAGAUGUAGUUGAUAGUACACUUAUUGUGCGCGCCACUGAUCAUAUCGAUGCCCCUAGUGAGCCAGCCUCAGCCACAUCAAGCACGACAUCUGCGACGCCGCGUAAAGCAUCGGAAGCAGCAGCAAUACAAACUCGAACAGACACUAUUAGUAUUGCCGAGGUAUUAAGAUGCGUGCCCGAGUGCAAGCAGUGCCAAUCCUUCCCAAUCCCUUACCCAAGGGCCAAUAUCCUCGCCAAUGAAAUUAUCAAGGAGGGAACUACUCGUAGUGUUCGACUGUUGGCGCUUCUUUGCUGGCUAGGCACUCCAUACCUCUUCGAACCCCUUUAUAGAAGGGGCGUUCGUGAUAGAGAUUUGAUUCCAAACCGCACAUCCAACCUCAUCACGCAACUUAAAAUCCUCAUCGAUGAGAAUAAAAACCUAGACUAUUUUCCAGCAAUGGGAGUGCCGGGUCAAAGUUACGGGGCUGUUAAACCAGAAUCUCAAAAGAUGGAAGAGUUCGAAGCGUUCAAAAAAACGUACGAUGAGGCUGUGCGGCACUUCACCCUCCGUAGCUUUCCCUCUGAAUGGAAUCUUCAAGAGAUUUGUGAACCCGGCCAAGAAAUCCUCCCUAUCAUGGAUAAGCAGUUUGUCGGAGCCGGGAGCUUUGGGCAAGUGUUUAGCUUCUCGGUUCAUCCCUCUUAUGAUAAAACCCUUAGCUCAGCUCAAAAUCAGAGCCUUCAAAAGCCCAAGAAAUAUGCUAUGAAACAGAUUCCCAAAAGGAGUAGAACUGAAAGGAUCUUGGAAGACCCGGAGAGUAUCGCAACAGAACUGGCUCAGGAUCUGAACAAUUCAAGUAUCGUCAAGUACUACUGCGCCCAUGAAGACUCAGAGAACCUUUAUCUCACUUUUGACUUUAUCCCCUACACUUUGAACAGCAUCUUCGAUGGCUGCCCCACGCUCCCGCCUGCUUUGAACUUGCCUAAUUUGCAUCCAGGUUCAUCACAGAGCGAGGGUGGUGUUUUGGAUACUACGCUCUGGAGGGGUAUGGAAGGUGUGAUAAGUGCAUUGAAUGACUUGCAAAACAAGGACCGCAAAAAGAUUUGCAUACAUCAAGAUAUCAAGCCCACCAAUAUCCUUGCUAAUGAACAAGGGAAACUCUUCAUCUGCGACUUCGGACUUGCUAGCUUUUCUUCUCGCGUUGAAAACCCUCAUCAUUAUACGUCCGGUAAAGUGCCAACGAACCACGCGGAAGAUGGGACCUAUGCGCCGCCUAAAUUAAAAAACUCUAAACAGAUGUCCCGGACUCCAGAUAUGCAGCUCGCCAAGGGCGAUCCCGCGUACGAUAUAUGGUCACUUGGUUGUUGCAUGAACGAGCUGGUAGUCUUCCUUGCUGGAUUUGACACACCCGACGGCGUUAAAGUCGGGUCAGACGGCGUCAAGGCAUUUCGUGAAGCUCGUUUUAAAAAUACAAAUCAUCAGUUCUGGAAUUUGUCAAAAUCUCAAGAACCCCAAUUAUGCCCAGCUGUCGAGGGUGUUUUGAAAGACAUUUCGAACAGACAUAGUCAAGACCUCUAUCUCACGGGCAUGAUUUCUAUUAUUCGGGGCAUGCUUAAAGUUAAUCCCGCAGAGAGGCUUCUAUCAAGUGAAGUACUUCAACGAAUAAACCAGCUCCGCGACGAAGUUUCGAAAAACGGCAACAACAGGGUUGGCACAAUCGGGGGUGACUCAAAGCGUAUCUGGCUAGAGAACCGCCGUGCACAGACAAAUGCAGAAAUAAAGCCUAUCUUUCCAUCAACUCGAAACUCAUCGAAACUUACCAUCUACAAUAUUGCAAGAAUGGACGAUUUCACUGUCAGUGACGCGAUACCUGGGUAUGAGUUACGAAAUUCGGUGCCCCCAUGCCCUAAUCUUGACCAGCCAGAGCUCAGAACUGUUCGGAAUCCUAGCCUCCCAAGAGGGGAGCAGAUUCUUCUUUUAUGGCUCUGGGGGCCAUUUGAGUUCACAUAUCAACUCGGAAGCUCCUUCGAUGGGUUGAAGAUCAUAUCUCAUCUUAUCGCAAAGAGGAACGGGUCUACCCGCUACACCUUUACAAAAAGCACUUUAAUAAUGUGUUUUCGUUCAAAGAAAUACAGCCUACUUUCAGAUUUCAUAUUGAAGAUCAUGCAGAUGAUAGGGGUUCAACUCUGUAAGGAUGACUACGGAUCGUUGUCCCAAUUAAAGUUUACAACCGUUCAGAUCUAUCAAGGGUCCUCAAAAACUAAGCCUCUCGAUAACACUAUGCCAGGUAGCGUAUCAAGCGACCUCGCUGCAUGUGUGCAAAUAUGGGUUCCUAUAUCACAUCGCGACUCGAGUCCUCCAGUACAGAUUUCAACAACGGAUAAUGAGCCGUCGGGGUUAAUUUCCCCUGUGACCCAAGAAGUUCCGUCACGAUCACCUCCUACUAGCGAGGAGCCUGCAGCAAAUUCUCAAGAGGAUCUGCCUCUAGAAGGGGCUUCGAAGUUUUGGUUGGUAAUAUUUCGACCAGACUCACGUGAUUACCUUACGAUACCCUGCGAGAAAUUUCAACUAAAGGUCAAGAAAUCUGAGAAGGAAUGCUCUGUGACAUUAAAGCGGAAUAGAAAGUCAAACCGUGGAGGCUUUAUAUUCUGUUAUCAAUUUGUUGCAGGGCCGGAGGACCAUGGAGUCCCGUCCAUACCGACGAGCCUCGAUGUUCUUAUUAAUGAGGAGCGAAAAAAGCUGGAAUCGUCAGCCGAAACGUUCAUCAAAGCUAAAUCAAUUGUCAUCAAUUUCGAGGCUCCAACGUCGAACAGUCAGGCUAUUUUUAUGAUUACAGUAUCAUUACUCUUUGAGGAUCGCAGGUAA
Molecule: messenger RNA, 2970 nt
Organism: Orbilia oligospora ATCC 24927
Lineage: Eukaryota; Fungi; Ascomycota; Orbiliomycetes; Orbiliales; Orbiliaceae
Exons: 7
Coding region: 1-2970 (989 amino acids)
Biological process (GO): protein phosphorylation
Molecular function (GO): protein kinase activity; ATP binding
Source: RefSeq, a predicted model, not a curated record